Messenger RNA from Manihot esculenta (cassava), 1307 nucleotides. RefSeq lists its product as uncharacterized. The transcript has 4 exons. Lineage: Eukaryota; Viridiplantae; Streptophyta; Magnoliopsida; Malpighiales; Euphorbiaceae. Bases 232 to 777 code for a protein of 181 amino acids. The record is from RefSeq and is a predicted model, not a curated record.
CUUUUUUCUUUAAGCUGAUUCUCUUCCCUCUCUCCUACCUUCUAUAAAACCAAACUGGACCGUCCUCCGCCUCUUCUUUCUGCAUCGACCUCUCUUCUUUCGUCUCUCUUAGCAAUACACACACACAGAUAUACUUGAGAAGUUCUCCUUUGGAGAAGCGUUGUACAGUUGAGUUCUAAGGAAUUUUCUUCACAGUUUAGAGCGAGAUUUAAAAGGGGGAAAAAAAAAAAGAUGAACCAGUGUGCGAUCCAUCCAAGCGCUUUCUCUACUUGCGAAGAGAUAAGGAGUCCCGUCUCGGACCGGAGAGAUUCGGUUGUUUGUCCUAAACCGAGACGUCUCGGACUGUUGAACGUCACCGCUAACGACCACCCUGUCAGGUCUCUCAGAUGGCAGAUCAGCCACCAAGCGGAGCUUUGUGAUUCAAAAGCAGGAACUGAUCUUUUGGAAAUAAUCCUGACAAAGGGUGGUUGUGGUGUGGAACAAUCCUAUACACAAGUAGCCUCGUCGCCCCCUUUUUUUUGCGGGUCGCCGCCGAGCAGAGUAGCUAACCCAUUAAUUCAAGACGCUCGAUUUGGGGAUGAGAAAUUCUCCCCUAUAUCGCCACUCAUGCCCAUGCCGAUUCUUCCUCCUUCGGGUUUAUCAUCAUCUCCGACUUCCUCUACAAGGAAAGGAGGCUGCGUUCGGUCAAAUUUUGGAAACAAACCAGCAGUGAGGGUCGAGGGGUUUGAUUGCUUGGACAGGGAUAGCAGGAAUUGCAGCAUCCCUACUUUAGCAUAGAAAACCCCAUUCAAUUAUACAAAAAGGUACAUAGUUUAAAAAAGAGGAGCUAAACAAACAAUCCGUCGAACAACUUUUGCAGUGAGGAAUUUUGAAAUUCUCAUGAGAGGGAAAAGUGAGGGCAGCUUUCGCUAGUGUAAAUAUUAAAUAUGCUGUAAGGGUUCUUUUGUAUGUAAUUAUGUGUCUCUGCAAGUCAUAAUCAGUGUGUGUUGGCAAAAAUAAUUAAGGGUUAUUAGAAUUUUGUGUUUUAGGAAGAUCAGUAGGAGAUGGGAUUGAGUUGAGCAGAGAAAACACUCAUGUUCCACUCAAUCCUCUGUGUUAUUAUAGAAAGUAAUGAGAGUUUCAGGCAAGAAUGUGAAAAUUUUUCUUUUUGCAUCUUUUUGGGUCUUGGAGUUGAAAUCAGCGGCUUAUGAAGGGAAAUCUGUACAGAAAUCAAGUCGGCAUGGAGUCUCUAAUGUAGUCAUUUACAAUGUAAAUAUUACCCUUUUUUAAAUUUUUGUUAAAUGGAAUGAUUCUGUUUUGUUGUCCAA